Messenger RNA from Periconia digitata, 867 nucleotides. NCBI's taxonomy places the organism in Eukaryota, Fungi, Ascomycota, Dothideomycetes, Pleosporales, Periconiaceae. The record is from the annotation of a GenBank genome assembly.
AUGACCUCCGCAUCGCAACAGCCUGCCUUUAGCGCCAGCCUGGACGGCGCCCACACCAUGUCGCUCGACAACUACAUCUUCCCUACCGACCGCCUCAAGACCUCCCUCUCCGAUCCCACCAAGACGCCUCUUGUCCUUGUGUCUUGCGGCUCCUUCUCUCCCCCGACCAAUCUCCACCUCCGCAUGUUCGAGGAGGCUGCCGACUUUUGCGAGUUCGAAACAAACUACGAGGUCCUUGGUGGCUUCUUCAGUCCUGUUGGCGAUGCCUACAAGAAGGCUGGCCUGGCUCCGGCCCAGCACCGGAUAAACAUGACUCGGAUUGCUGUCCAGGACAGUUCCAAAUGGAUUGGUGUAGACCCUUGGGAGCCGCUGCACAAGGAGUACCUGCCUACCGUCAAGGUGCUGGAUCAUUUCGAUCACGAGCUGAACAACGUCUUGGGUGGUGCUCAGACGGCUGAUGGCGAGAAGAAGCGUAUUCACGUCGCCCUCCUUGCUGGUGCCGACCUGAUUCAGACCAUGAGUGCCCCAGGCCUGUGGGCACAGGAAGAUUUGAACCGCAUCCUGGGUCACUACGGCGCUUUCAUUCUCGAGCGCAGCGGCACCGACAUUGAUGAUGCUCUCCUCACUCUUCAACAGUUCCGAGACAACAUCCGCGUCAUCCCACAACUGAUUCAGAACGAUGUGUCUUCCACCAAGAUCAGACUGUUCCGCAAGCGUGGCAAGAGCAUCCGCUACUACAUUCCCGACAAGGUCGUUGAAUACAUCUACGAACACAAUCUCUAUGUAGACGACGACAAGAAGCAGGCCGGCAAGGGCAAGGAAAAGGCCGCUAGCGACAUGUCCAGCUCAGCAGUGGCCACAACUUGA